This is a messenger RNA of Punctularia strigosozonata HHB-11173 SS5, 1830 nucleotides long. RefSeq names its product alcohol oxidase. The transcript is spliced from 13 exons. NCBI's taxonomy places the organism in Eukaryota, Fungi, Basidiomycota, Agaricomycetes, Corticiales, Punctulariaceae. The record is from RefSeq and is a predicted model, not a curated record. Bases 1 to 1830 code for a protein of 609 amino acids. Gene Ontology annotation, molecular function: flavin adenine dinucleotide binding; oxidoreductase activity, acting on CH-OH group of donors.
AUGCAGCUCCUCGGUGCGACUCUUCUCGCCGUCAUACCGGCCGCCCUCGCUGUUGUCUACGACGAUGUCUCGCAACUACCUAGCUCGAUCUACGAUUUUGUUGUCAUUGGUGGCGGGACUUCGGGGCUUGUGGUAGCCAACAGGCUGACGGAAGAUGCAAACGUGACUGUCCUCGUCCUUGAAGCUGGAGUGACGAACCACGGCGUGCUGGACUCGGAAAUUCCAUUACUAGCACCUGCUUUAUGGGGCUCCCAAUAUGACUGGAACUAUACGACUACCCCACAACCAGGUUUAGAUGACAGAGAGAUCCCAUAUUUCCGAGGCAAACUUCUCGGAGGUAGCAGCUCGAUCAACUUGAUGGUUUAUACCAGAGGUUCUGAUAACGAUUGGGACAAUUAUUCUGCAAUCACCGGGGAUUCAGGAUGGUCUUGGGACAGCAUACAACCCUGGAUUCGAAAGAACGAGCUUUUCAUACCGCCAACACCCUCAGUGUUUGACCCCCGAUAUGAUCCACUGGUGCAUCACCAAAACGGUCUCGUGGACGUCAGCGUGACGAACUACUUCUGGCCGUCUGCCCCGCGUGUGAUCAAAACCACCAUCGAGCAGCCGCUGCAAUUUCCGUACAGGCUGGAUGCUAACGACGGCAAUGUUCUGGGAGUCGGAUGGGCGCAAGCGACAAUUGGGAAUGGCACCAGGAGCAGCGCAGCCACAGCGUAUCUGGAUGGCUUCACGACCAGAUCGAAUUUGCAUGUGAUGCUACAUGCUCAGGCAACGAAGGUUUCAGCCAGCUCUGCUCAGGAUGGAAUACCGGUAUUCGACACGGUCGAGUUCGCUACCAAUGCCACAGGUCCAAGGUAUACUGUGGUCGCGACGAAAGAAAUCAUACUGGCUGCAGGAACAUUCAAUACCGCGCAGCUGCUUCUCCUGUCGGGUAUCGGGGACCCACAGGUCCUCGCCCCGCUCAACAUCACGUCCGUUGUUAACCUUCCAGACGUCGGAAAGGGAUUGUCCGACCAUCCGCUCGUUCCAGCGUCCUGGACGGUAAACUCGAACCGCACGUUCGAGACCUUCCUCGGAAACUCGACUAACUUCGCUGCCGCACUCGCGCAAUGGGAAGCCACGCGUACCGGGCCCUUCAGCUUCACGCUGCCCGAUAUGUACGCAUGGGAGCGCAUACCGCUCAACGACUCCAUCUUUCAGGGCGCCUCCGACCCGUCAUCAGGCCCCCACUCUGCGCAUUACGAGUUCCUAUUCGCCAGUGGCUUUGUCGGCGGUGCUGCACCUAGCGGGCUGAACUUCUUUACGAUUGAUGUUGGUGUGAUCUCGCCUACUGCACGUGGCACUGUGUCUCUUCGAUCCAGUGAUCCGUUCGAUCCUCCGCUGAUCAACCCCAACAUUCUCGGCACCGAUCUGGACGCCCAGAUCAUGGUCAAGGCCCUGAAAGCUGCUCGUCGCUUCGUAGAGAACUCGCCUGCAUGGAAUGGAUAUAUCAUCGCGGAAUUUGGCGCGUUUGCAAAUGCGACGACAGAUGCGGAGUUAUUGCAAUAUUCCAGGGAAAACGCUGGCACAAUUUUUCAUGCUGUCGGGUCGUGUCAAAUGACCGCCAGCAACUCAUCGUCUGGGUGCGUGGACCCCGACUUGAAGGUGAAAGGGACGAAAGGCCUCAGGAUCAUCGAUGGUAGUGUUUUGCCAUUCGUCCCCAGCGCGCAUACUCAGGUUCCUAUCUAUAUCAUAGCGGUAAGUUUCCAUAUCGAUAACGUGGAUCAACCUUCAAUCAGUUUACAGGAGAGAGGCUCCAGCCUUAUUAAGAAUGACUGGAAUCUCGCCUAG